AUGAACUUUAUCAAAUUAACCAUGUCAACUAUUGAUUCUGAUGUGAUUAACAAAAAAGAGAAUGUUUUUGAAAACGUACAGAUAGAGCUCCAAAACAAAACUGAACGAGUUAACAAACAGUCUAACUCAACUUCGAUAGAAAACAAUAUCACAGACACCAAAUUACCACUACCCAACACACCAAACCAAUUAGAACAACAACAAGACUUAAAUGAAAAUACUCAACCUAUCACAAAACCCUUUCUGACUACUGUUUCGUUUUUAAGAGGUAUAUCUGCGGUUGCCAUUGUGUUUAUCCACUUGAAUGGUCCACUCCCAUCAACUUGGAGAAAAAAACAAUUUAACCACGCAUACCUUGCAGUUGAUUUUUUCUUUCUUUUAUCAGGAUAUAUGACGUCAUAUACUGUUAAUCCAUCAAAGCAUUUUGAACCAUUUUCAUUUCUUUUGAAAAGAAUUAUCCGUUUACAACCAAUGCAAGUAUUGAGCACUCUGUUUGGUGCAUUUUUCUUUUAUUUAAAUAAUGAAAAAGGAGAUGAAUUCAAUUUAUACAAACUAAUUUGUCUCACUAUCGUGGGGUGUUUUACUAUUCCUAUGCCAGAGAAUUUUUCUGUUAUUAAUUUUAACGGUUUUGCAUAUCCAUUAAAUGGGCCGGCUUGGACUGUGUUAUAUGAAUAUAUAGCAGCAUUAUUAUUUACAACAGUUUUUAGGUUUUUAAAUGUUAUUGCACUCUGUGUUCUUAAUGUAUUCUUUUUGUACUUUAUAAUUGAUAUUGCCUUUAAUAUAGACACGUUUCGUUUAAUAAAUGGACUGGGUGGAGAACUAGUCAAAGGAUGGACAUUCAGUUUUAGUCAUUGUUAUAUUGCAUUUUCAAGAUUGUUGUUCUCAUUUACAACAGGACUUAUUAUAGAAAAGAUACCAAAGAAACAUGAAAUCAAAUUUGGGUUUAUUAUUACUUUGGUGUCAAUCACCGUUUUAUAUAACAUCCCUUAUAUACAAAAUAAAUGGGCAAGAAGCAUUUUCGAUUUGUGUUCUGUUGUUAUCGUUUUUCCGUGUAUUUUGUUAAUAGCAACUCGAAGCAAGAUUCAUUCACAAUUCGUUCAAAGAAUUGGUAAUUUCCUUGGAGAAAUAUCGUACUCAAUGUAUCUUACACAUUCAUAUAUUCUGGGGAUGUUUAAUGUAUGGGGUAAUAACUACGGAAAAGAUGCCAGUUUGUCUAUGUGGAUCUAUUUAUAUAUCGUAAUGGUGUUUGUCCCGAUGGUGUUUGGCUAUUCGUGCUGGAAACUGUUCGAUGUUCCUGUAAGAAACUUGCUCAGAAAAAAAAAAAGUUCACUAGAUAGCGAAAAAUAG
Messenger RNA from Entamoeba invadens IP1, 1347 nucleotides. RefSeq lists its product as hypothetical. Gene Ontology annotation, cellular component: membrane. Gene Ontology annotation, molecular function: acyltransferase activity, transferring groups other than amino-acyl groups. The transcript is spliced from 2 exons. Lineage: Eukaryota; Evosea; Mastigamoebida; Endamoebidae. Gene Ontology annotation, biological process: polysaccharide biosynthetic process. Bases 1 to 1347 code for a protein of 448 amino acids. The record is from RefSeq and is a predicted model, not a curated record.